Molecule: messenger RNA, 909 nt
Organism: Mobula hypostoma (lesser devil ray)
Lineage: Eukaryota; Metazoa; Chordata; Chondrichthyes; Myliobatiformes; Myliobatidae
Product: forkhead box protein D3-A-like
Biological process (GO): regulation of transcription by RNA polymerase II; anatomical structure morphogenesis; cell differentiation
Molecular function (GO): RNA polymerase II cis-regulatory region sequence-specific DNA binding; DNA-binding transcription factor activity, RNA polymerase II-specific
Source: RefSeq, a predicted model, not a curated record
AUGACACUCCGUGGGGAUCUCAGAGUCGCGGUGCACCAGAUGAUGACGGGACCGGAGGAAGCGGAGAUCGACAUCGUUAGGAAUGAAGAGGAAGGGGAAGAAGAAGAGGUCGCUACCGAAAGGCGGAGGCUGUACUUUCUCGGUGGGAGAAGGGUCAGAGAAACACCGACCUCGGGAGAAGCAGAACAAUCCGAGACAGACUGUUCGGUGGACUCGGAGAGCUGCGAGACGUGCCCCAGCACUGGCGCAAAGCCCAAGAUGAACCUGGCGAAACCCCCCUAUUCCUACAUAGCGCUCAUCACCAUGGCUAUCCUGCAAAGCCCCCAAAAGAAACUGACCCUCAGCGGCAUCUGCGAGUUCAUCAGCAGCCGUUUCCCUUACUACAGGGAGAAAUUCCCCGCCUGGCAGAACUCCAUCAGGCACAAUCUAUCGCUCAAUGACUGUUUCAUCAAAGUUCCCCGGGAACCGGGCAACCCGGGGAAGGGCAACUACUGGACUUUGGAUCCGGCAUCCGAGGACAUGUUCGACAACGGCAGCUUCCUCCGGAGGAGAAAGCGGUUCAAGAGACACCAGCACCGAGAGCUCGAGUUGGCAAAGGAGCGUGGCGCCUUCCUUCUCUCUGCAGCGUACUCAGCAGCUGCAGCUUCAAGCCGUGGUUCGAAGCCCAGCUCCGCAAGCUCCAGCCGGGCAUCCUUCAACAUCGAAGACAUCAUUGGGAGUUCAGAUGUUCAACCGUGUACACAGUCUGCCUGCUCAAACUCUCAGACUCAGUCUGACUAUUGCAACCUUCUUCAGUCCGUCCCUUGUCUGCUGUCUGCGGUUUUAAACAUGCCCACAAGAAUUCCCUGUAGCCAGGUGAACAGAGCUCUGGUCGCGACACUCUCUGCCAGGCACCAGCUUCCGUUCUGA